This is a messenger RNA of Acipenser ruthenus (sterlet), 12918 nucleotides long. RefSeq names its product abnormal spindle-like microcephaly-associated protein homolog. Bases 244 to 12102 code for a protein of 3952 amino acids. Gene Ontology annotation, molecular function: protein binding. The transcript is spliced from 30 exons. Lineage: Eukaryota; Metazoa; Chordata; Actinopteri; Acipenseriformes; Acipenseridae. The record is from RefSeq and is a predicted model, not a curated record.
UCCUAGAGAUUUAAACAGAGAAACAACUUUUCUGGUUGGCUGUGUUUUGUUUUGCGUUUCAAGCCUCCGUCUCUGAUUGGUUGAGGUGGGGAAUUUGAAAUGUUUAUGGGGCUUUCAGUUUAUACGCAUUGCCGCGCCAGUCUUGUUUGAGGCACGUUGUUAAAGUGAAAUACUGCUUUUUCUGUAAAUUGGUAUGCAGAGCUGGUGUUAGGAAUGUUUUAAACUUGUUUUAAGUACUAAACCAUGUCUGGGCUUACUGGAAAAGGCUUUUCGAUGGACAUUAGUCCAACAUGUCGUGCCCAGGAUCCCAAGAACUUCUCAACCGAAGAUACCAACAAGGAAAAUAAGACUGCAUCAUGUCCCGUUUUAUCCUUGGUUCAUUUUUCAAGAGCUCCAUUUCUGAGUUUUGAAUCGGUAAAAUUGGGUUACACCAAAACCGCAGUAUUGGAGAUUGAAAAUCCUAAUGAGGAUGUGACUGAAGUAACCAUAGACAAAUUCCCAUCAGCCAAAGGAUUUUCUGUGGAGAAAAAAUCUUUCAUACUUCAGCCAAAAGAAAGAACUCUUCUCUCCAUAACAUGGACCCCAGUGGAAGAAGGAGGGAUAAGGGAACUAGUUGUUUUUACUGCAAAUGGCAUUGUUAAACAUCAAGCCAUUUUACUUGGAAGAGCAGAAGCACCAAAAAAGAAGAAAAGAAGUUUAUGGGAGUCCAUGAAAAGAAGGAAGCCUUCAGAGAAAUCUGCCUCCUUUAAGACUAAAAAAAAUGAGGCAGUGCAGCCAAAAGCUGCAAACAAAACCUUCCAUGUUUCCCGUAAAGUGGAAUACACAAAGACAGAGUGGGUACGAGGGCCACUUCAGUCAUGUGCCAAUGUGACAGUGACUGAAGAUAAGACCCCAAAAGACCGGUCGAAGUUUAAAGGAAUAUCCUUAUCGCCAAUUGGUGUUGCGCAACAGCAAACUUAUACCCCAGGUUCUCUCAGAAGGUCUACAACUUAUUCUGUACUGGAUAAACUUGAAAGUGAUGACUCACUACAAGAGGAGAAACCAGUUGUACAGACUAUUCUUUACCCCGAUGAGACUGAGGAUAUUGAGUAUAUGAGCAAGCACACUUUUUGCAAGUCGACAACUGUAUCUGAGUAUAUGAAAACAAAUAUUGUGAGAAUACUUAAUCGAACACACUCUCCUGUAAGUACUCCUGAUCGUGUCAUAGUUCCCCUCACUCCACUCAGCCAAAAUCGAAUGUUAAGUCCUGAUUCUUUUCUAAACAACAGCUAUGUCCCGAAUGGAGACCAUGAACUUUCAUCAGUGUCUUCUAUAUUGUCACCAGACCAAUUUCUUAAAGAUGCACUGGAAGCCGUUCAACCUUGUGUAACAAAGACAUGCCAGGAGAGUGUGAAAUCUCCUCUUGAUGCAUCAAGUUUAGAUUCUUCAGCUUCUCCAGAUUCAUUAAAUGAAACGGAUGAUGGCACACACUUCCAAUAUACUGCCAGUGCUGUUGACAAUGCUCACCUGCCAGAAGUGUCCUUUGAAGAUUUGGAGCCUACUAAGACCAGGUUAACAUUCUUUGUUAAAUCAAAGCCUGAUGAUAUUCAAAUAAAAGAGGUAAAAAAUGAUAUUCAAUCUCCUGAUGAACCUAAGAAUCUACCAGUUAUAUCGGCAACCAUUGUCAAAAGCAAAAGUUACUUUGUGAGGGAAAGUAAACCCGAGCCUAAGAGAGAAACAUACAGACGACGACUCCUGGAACCAGAAUCUGAAGUUCCUGUCAAAACAAGUUUAAGUAGACCCAAAGUGGUUGCGUUCCAAAGUCUCCCUGUCAUUGAUUCUGUUGUAAGCCUAGAAGCCCAAAGCAGUGAAGAUACGGUUUCAUCUCCAAUAACUACAAAUCCAGUUCUUCAGAGCAGAAAGAGAAAAGGUGAAGAAUUUCUAGAACAUAAGUGUGAUCAGAAGGACCAACGUUUGGAAGGAAGUAAAAGGAACAAGGCAAUAAGGCCUGUAGUGGAGAUAAAGAAACCAACCAAUGCAAGAAGAAAUACUACUAGGAGUUUGAAUGGUACAGAGCAGAGGCUUCAGAAAAAGAGAAUGGUUUCAUUGGCCUUAAAAUCAUCAGCGAUGCCCUCUGUGAAAACUUCAAAACCAGUGGGGGUUCCGCAGUCACAGCUGAUAUUUUCUAAACCAGUGAAAACAGGGUCACUCUCUUUAAAAUCAAAUGGCACUGCAUCUUUGAAGAUGGCUAAGUCUGCUGUUGUUGGGGUAGCACAGUCACAGCUGACCUUUGUAAAACCAGUACAAACAGUUAUACCAAGACAUCCUUUACCAUUUGCGGCCAAAAAUAUGUUCUAUGAUGAACGUUGGAUAGAAAAAGAAGAGCAAGGCUUUACUUGGUGGAUAAAUUACAUUCUUACACCUGAUGACUUUAAAGUUAACACAGAAGUUUCUAAAGUGAAUGCCGUUUCUCUAGUUUGUGGAGCUGAGCAUCAGAACAGAAUCAAUGUUCCCAAAGCACCAACCAAAGAGGAAAUGUCAUUCAAAACAUAUACUGCCAAUUGCAGGCUGAAUCGUCUUCGGCGUGCAGCUUGUCGUCUUUUUGCAUCUGAAGAUAUGGUAAAAGCCAUUAGACGGUUGGAGCUUGAAAUUGAAGCUCGACGUCUGCUUGUUCGGAAGGACAGGCAUCUCUGGAAAGAUAUUGGUGAACGUCAAAAGGUUCUGAAUUGGCUGUUGUCCUACAACCCCCUAUGGUUAAGGAUAGGACUCGAGACCAUUUUUGGUGAACUUGUUUCCUUGGAGAGCAACAGUGACAUUAUGGGCCUGGCGAUGUUCGUUCUAAGUCGUUUACUGUGGAACCCAGAUAUAGCAGCAGAAUAUAGACACCCCAAAGUGCCUCACCUCUAUCGAGACGGUCACGAAGAGGCUUUGUCUCGGUUUACGUUAAAAAAGCUACUGCUGCUUGUUUGCUUUCUUGACCGAGCAAAAGAAUCAAGGAUAAUUGAGCACGACCCCUGCUUGUUUUGCCUGGAUUCUGAGUUUAAGACUACCAAGGACCUUCUGUUGGCUUUUUCAAGGGAUUUUCUAAGUGGUGAGGGGAUUCUGUCCCGCCAUCUCAGCUACAUGGGUUUAGCUGUUUCUCAUGCUCAGACCCCACUGGAUGAAUUCAACUUUGCUGUAAGAAAUCUUGCUACUGACCUGCGAUGUGGUGUCCGCCUUGUGAGAAUUAUGGAGCUGUUCACACAGAACUGGAGUCUCUCAAGUAAACUAAGGGUUCCUGCCAUAAGUCGCCUUCAAAAGAUGCAUAAUGUUGAGGUUGCCCUGCAAGUCCUUAGAGCGAGAGGGGUGGAACUAAAUGACGAGCAUGGUGCAAAAAUUGACUCCAGAGAUAUUGUGGAUGGGCACAGAGAGAAGACUCUAGCACUGUUGUGGAGAAUAAUUUUUACCUUUCAGGUUGAGAUUUUACUUGAUGAAGAGCAGCUAAGAGAGGAAAUUUCUUUCCUUAAACGGACAUGGGCAACACAUCAGAAGCUUGCAUCUCUACGGUCCAAUGGGGUUCCAAUUGACAAAGAAAAAAAAGACCGCAGUGUAGAUCUGGACUGCCAGACAAAAGUGAAACUCCUGAUGGAUUGGGUGAAUGCUGUAUGUGCAUUCUACAACAUUAAAGUUGAAAACUUCACUGUGUCUUUCUCAGAUGGGCGUGUUCUUUGCUACCUUAUCCAUCAUUACCACCCUUGCUAUUUAGCAUUGGAUUCCAUUAGCCAGAAUACAACACAGACGGUAGAGUGUGGUCAGCGUGGUACAGUUGGGCUCAAUUCUUCAGCGAGUGAUUCUGAUGACAGCUCCUUGGACAUUUGGACAGGAUCAACAAACAGUACAAUUACAACACCAGUGCUUUUCAAAGAGCUGUUGGAGAGUGAGAAGCACAAUUUCCAGUUGGUGAACACUGCCGUUGCUAACCUUGGGGGAGUACCGGCCAUGAUCAGCCAUUUAGAUAUGUCCAAUACCAUUCCAAGUGAAAAGGUGGUUACUUGUUAUCUAUCUUUCCUGUGUGCUCGACUUCUGGAUCUACGGAAAGAAGCAAGAGCUGCCAGGGUGAUCCAAGCCACUUGGCGAAAAUACAGACUGAAAAAGGAGUUUCGACAUUAUGAGGAGAGAACCCAAGCUGCCUGUAUCAUUCAAUCAGCAGCUGUUAAGUUUCUCUGGCGCCGCAGACAGGAGAAGAAAGCCAUUGCUGCAGUCAUCAUCCAGGUAGCAUGGAGAGACCAUGUAGCAAGGAAGAAAGCUAGAGAGAGAGCACUGGAACGACUUUAUAUUCUUCAAAAUGCUGCAGCAACAGUUAUUCAGGUCUGUUGGAAGAGAUACUCUGCAAUGAAACACUUCCAGGAGCUACGAUACUAUACUGUUGUUCUGCAAACCCGGAUAAGGACAAAGAUUGCACUGGCUGCAUAUAAAAAGAUUCUUUGUGGAGUGGUAUUGAUACAGAAACGUGUCAGGGCCUGCCUGUUGGCUAGAAAAGAACGUAAAAAGUAUUUAAUACUGAGGACAUCGGCUACAGUAAUCCAAAGGGCAUUUAGAAGAUGGAAGAACCGCACAUUGAAAAGGCAAAAUAGUGCUGCUGCAGUAAUACAAAAUGCGUUCCGCAAAUGGCAGGUACAAAGACUUGCUAGAAGGAAUGAAGCUGCUGUCAAGAUACAGUCCUGGUACCGCAUGUAUAGAUUCCAAAAACAGUAUUUUGAUGUCCAACAAAAAGUUAUCAAAAUACAGGCAUGGUUUAAGAGCUGCCUGGCUAGGCAAUUGUUUCAGAAAAGGAAAGAGGCUGUUUUAACCAUCCAGAAAUAUUUGAAAGCUUACCGAUUGGGCAAUGCUGAACGGCAAAAGUACUUGCUUGUUCACAAAGCAGUAACAGUUAUUCAGUCCUAUUACAGAGGUAUGAAAGGACGUGAGUUUGUCAGGCAAAUUAAAGCGGUUUGCCUCUUCGAAUCCCUUUGGCAAAUGAAAAGAGAAAGGGUCAAGUUUUUACAUAAGAGACAAAGUGCUGUCAUUUUGCAAUCUCACGUAAGAAGAUGGCAGGCACAGAUGAGUUACCAGAAAAUGAGAAAAUCGAUCUCUUUGAUCCAGGCUUGCUACAGAGCAUAUCUUAUUAAAAAGAAGAUGCAGAACGAAUACAAUAAAAUCCGAUCUGCAGCCACUGUUCUACAAACUGCAUACAGAGGAAUGCAAGCAAGAAAGAAGGCACACAUUCUAAGGUCUGUGAUAAAAAUACAGGCCUACUAUCGUGCUUAUGCCGCCCAAAAGGAAUUCAGAAAGAUGAAAGAGGCUACCAUUAAAAUUCAGGCUUAUGUGAAAAUGGUGCAAACUCGUCGCCGUUACUAUAACCUUAAAAAGGCAGUACAUGAUGUGCAGAGAAUGUAUAGAGCUAAUAAACUCUGCCUCCUACAGAAGCUGGAAUACAGAAAGAAGAGGGAGGCCUGUGUUUGCCUACAGGCAGCUGCCAGAGGGUAUUUGAAGAGAAGACAGAUACAGACUUGGAAAAUGGCUGCAACUAAAAUUCAGUCUACCUUUAGAAUGCACAAGGAAAGAAGUCGCUUCCUUGAAAUACGUAACGCUGCUCUUGUUGUUCAGAAACAUUAUAGAGCACACAAAGAAUCCAGCAUAUGCCAAAGCACAUUCUUGACGUUAAAAGCAGCAACUAUAUGUUUACAGGCAUCCUACAGGGGAUUUAGACUGCGUAAAAUCAUUAGGCUUCAACAUAAAUCUGCAACUAAAAUACAGGCAGCUUUCAGAGCUUAUGCUACAAGAACGAAGUUUCUACAUACUAAACAUGCUUCAGUUGUAAUUCAGAGACAAUACAGGGCCUUCAAAGCUGGACAGAAUCAGAGAAUGCAGUAUGUUAAGAUUAAAUUAGCUGCUGCUACUCUACAAGCAGCCUAUCGUGGGCAUGUGGUACGUAAAGAGGUACAAAAGCAACAUGGAGCUGCAGUGGCCAUUCAGGCAGCUUUUAGAAUGUACAGAGCUCGGAAACACUUCCAUGCUUUAAAGAAUGCAGUUUUAGUUGUUCAGCAGCAUUACAAGGCUAAACUUGUUGGUGGAAAGCAGCGAGAGAAAUAUCUUUCAUUUUGUGAUUCGGUAGUGAAGCUUCAGGCUGCUUGGAAAGGAAAAAGUGUAAGAAUGGAGAUUAAAAAACAGCAUACAUCUGCAACAAUUAUCCAAUCUUACUACAAGACCCAUGUGAUGCAAACAAAGUUCAAAUCAAUGAGACUGGCAGCUUUAGUAAUACAGAGACAAUACAGGGCUUACAGUUUAGGGAAGAUGCAGCGUUCUCAGUACCAACAGACCAGAAAAGCUGCAGUUGCCUUGCAGGCAGGUUUCCGUGGAAUGAGAGUCAGGAGACGGCUGCAAGAACAUCACAAGGCAGCUUGCACAAUUCAAACUGCAUUCAAAGCUUUUAUGUGCAACAAAAGACUUGCAUCACUUAAAACUGCUGCAGUUGUUUUCCAGAGAAGGUAUCGGGCCCUAGUAGUCGGCAGAUCUCUGCGUCAACAAUAUAUUGAACUUCGCCAAGCUGCAAUUAAGAUCCAAGCAGUUUAUAGAGGUGUCAAAGUAAGAAAGGACCUACAGAACAUGCACCAGGCUGCCACUGUGAUUCAAGCACAUUUUAGGAUGCACAAAGUACGACUUCCUUACUGUGCUAUGAGACUGGCUGCAACCGUAAUACAAAAUCAAUACAGAGCUUGCAUGAAAGGGAAACAGGAACGUGAAAAAUAUUUGGUAAUAAGAAAAUCUGCUAUUACCAUUCAGUCAGCCUUCAAGGGCAUGAAAGUUCGCCACCAGCUAAGAACCAUGCACAAAGCUGCGACACUGAUUCAAGCACGUUAUCGAAAGCACAAACGUCAUGUGCAUUUCAAAAGGCUUUGCUGGGCUGCAGCAGUGGUGCAACAAAGGUACAGAGCAACCAAACUAAUGAAAGCCGAAGUCCAGAAAUACAGUGCAAUGAAAAAUGCUGCAGUUUGCAUUCAGUCUUUUUUCCGUGGCAUGAAGAUAAGAAAGCAGCUGAAAGAAAUGAAGAAUGCUGCCGGACUAAUUCAGAGGAGGUAUAAAGCCUUUAGAGAUCGCCAGCAGUAUCUGUCUUUGAAGGCAGCUGCUACAGUCGUUCAGCAGAGGUACAGGGCCCACAUAUUAGCAAAGCUUCAGAAGGAGCAAUACUGUAGUAUGCGUGCUGCAGCUAUUUCUAUACAGGCUGCAUACAAAGGCAUGGUAGUAAGGAAGGAAAUUGUGAAGAGGCAUCAGGCUGCCACUGUGAUUCAAGCAGCAUUCAGAAUGCAUAGAGUGAUGAUACCGUUCCAAGCAAUGAGACUAGCAGCAGUUCUCAUACAGAGGCAGUACCGGGCAUACCUGCAGGGUAGAAAUGAAAGGGUACUCUUUUUGAAAUAUCGGAACAGUGCCACUUUAAUACAGGCAGCUUACAGAGGAAUGAGGCUUAGACAGCAGUUACGAGAUGAGCACAGUGCUGCAGCAAUAAUACAAGCCCAAUUCAGAAUGUACCAGCAGAAUUCUUAUUACAAGAAGCUUCAGUGGGCCACUAAGCUUGUGCAGCAAAAAUACAGAGCCUGUAAAGAGAGAGAUGCUGAGGUACAGAUUUACAAGUCCAAGAAACAAGCUGCAGUGGUUGUUCAGGCUGCUUUCCAUGGAAUGAAGCUAAGAAAGCAGCUGAAAGAAAUGAAGAAUGCUGCCGGACUAAUUCAGAGGAGGUAUAAAGCCUUUAAAGCUCGCCAGCAGUAUCUGUCUUUGAAGGCAGCUGCUAUAGUUGUUCAGCAAAGGUACAGGGCCCAUAUAAUAGCAAAGCUUCAGAAGGAGCAAUACUGUAGUAUGCGUGCUGCAGCUAUUUCUAUACAGGCUGCAUACAAAGGCAUGGUAGUAAGGAAAGAAAUUGUGAAAAGGCAUCAGGCUGCCACUGUGAUUCAAGCACAUUUUAGGAUGCACAAAGUACGACUUCCUUACUGUGCUAUGAGACUGGCUGCAACCAUAAUACAACAUCAGUACAGAGCUUGCAUGAAAGGGAAACAGGAACGUGAAAAAUAUUUGGUAAUAAGAAAAUCUGUUAUUACCAUUCAGUCAGCUUUCAAGGGCAUGAAAUCUCGCCACCAGCUAAGAACCAGGCACAAAGCUGCGACACUGAUUCAAGCACGUUAUCGAAAGCACAAACGUCAUGUGCAUUCCAAAAGGCUUUGCUGGGCUGCAGCAGUGGUGCAACAAAGGUACAGAGCAACCAAACUAAUGAAUGCCGAAGUCCAGAAAUACAGUGCAAUGAAAAAUGCUGCAGUUUGCAUUCAGUCUUUUUUCCGUGGCAUGAAGAUAAGAAAGCAGCUGAAAGAAAUGAAGAAUGCUGCCGGACUAAUUCAGAGGAGGUAUAAAGCCUUUAGAGAUCGCCAGCAGUAUCUGUCUUUGAAGGCAGCUGCUACAGUCGUUCAGCAGAGGUACAGGGCCCACAUAUUAGCAAAGCUUCAGAAGGAGCAAUACUGUAGUAUGCGUGCUGCAGCUAUUUCUAUACAGGCUGCAUACAAAGGCAUGGUAGUAAGGAAGGAAAUUGUGAAGAGGCAUCAGGCUGCCACUGUGAUUCAAGCAGCAUUCAGAAUGCAUAGAGUGAUGAUACCGUUCCAAGCAAUGAGACUAGCAGCAGUUCUCAUACAGAGGCAGUACCGGGCAUACCUGCAGGGUAGAAAUGAAAGGGUACUCUAUUUGAAAUAUCGGAACAGUGCCACUUUAAUACAGGCAGCUUACAGAGGAAUGAGGCUUAGACAGCAGUUACGAGAUGAGCACAAUGCUGCAGCAAUAAUACAAGCCCAAUUCAGAAUGUACCAGCAGAAUUCUUAUUACAAGAAGCUUCAGUGGGCCACUAAGCUUGUGCAGCAAAAAUACAGAGCCUGUAAAGAGAGAGAUGCUGAGGUACAGAUUUACAAGUCCAAGAAACAAGCUGCAGUGGUUGUUCAGGCUGCUUUCCGUGGAAUGAAGUCCAGGCAACAUGUGAAGGACAUGCACAAAGCUGCCACAACUAUUCAAAGGAAAUUCAAAGCCCAUAGUGCACAUAAACGAUAUGUUUCUCUUAAAACUGCUGCUGUUGUAAUUCAGCAGAAAUAUCGGGCCUUGAUUGUUGAAAGACAGCUCAGAAAAGAAUACAGUUCUCUGUGUUGCGCAGCCAUUACCAUACAGGCUGUGUAUAGAGGUUUAAGAACAAGGAAGCAUAUCCAGCAAAUGCAUCAUGCAGCUACUACGAUCCAGGCAGCAUACCGAAUGCAUAGAGUACAGCUCAAAUUCCAGGCAAUGAGGCUUUCUGCAGUCAUUAUUCAGCUGCAUUAUAUGUCUUACAGUCGAGGCAAAAAAGACAGGGAAAAGUAUUUGCAAUUAAGAUACUCUGCUUUGACAAUUCAAUCGGCAUUCAGGGGAAAGAAAGUUCGACAGAAUUUAGCUGCAAUGCAUAAAGCGGCAACCAUCAUACAGGCCCGUUAUCGAAUGCACAGACAAAAGACUGAUUUCAAGAAGUUAAGCUGGGCGACCAAAGUCUUCCAGCAAAGAUACAGAGCUCUAAGAACGAGAGAUGCUGAAGUACACCGGUAUAACAGAAUUAGGAAAGCGGUGUCUUGCAUUCAGGCUGCAUUCCGUGCUAAACGAGAAAGAGAGCUGACUAACAGAAAAAGAGCUGCUCAGCGUGUUCAGUCAUUUUUAAAAAUGUGUGUUCAGAGACGCCAAUUCCUGCAGCAAAAAGCAGCUGCAGUAGUCCUUCAGUCUGCAUUCAGAGGCUAUAGAACAAGGGUCUGUUACAGAGCAAUGCGCCUUUCAGCAGUUGUGAUCCAGCGGUGGUACAGAGCCUACAAAGUUUCUCAAAAACAGAAAGCAGAAUACCAGGCAAUAAAACAAGCUGCAGUAACUGUGCAGUCGGCUUUCAGAGGAAUGACUGCAAGAACACUGGCAAAGCAAAAGCGUGCUGCAAUCAAGAUUCAAUCUGUCCUUCACAUGGCUGUCCACAGAAGGAAGUUCAUAAAACUCUGGUCAGCUGCAGUAACUUUGCAGGCUCAUUACAGGGCAGUGGUAACUAAAAGAAAGUACACCAGUUACAAAACCGCAGCCCUGACGUUGCAGAAGCAUUACAGAGCCCAUCAGGCUAAGAAGCUUCAGAGAUCUGCCUACCUGAAGACAAUGAGAAGUAUCCACUUACUUCAAGCAACAAUCCGGGGAUAUAUUGCACGCAAAAGAAUACAGAUGCUGAAGGAGAGUGCAGUGAAAAUUCAGGCCUUUUAUCGAGGAUAUGCAGAGAGGAGAAAGUUCCUUCAUUAUAAAUAUUCUGCAACAAUAAUACAGAAACAUUACAGGGCACAUUUACUACAGAAAGCAGAAAGGGAAACAUAUCUGAAGGUGAAGACUUCUGCAACAAUUUUACAGGCAAUGCUCAGAGGCUACAUAGCAAGACGACUUGCUAAAAAAAUGAGAGCAGCACAGAAAAUCCAAGCCUGGUACAAAGGCUGCAUAACCCACAGAGAGUAUAGAAACACACAGAAGGCUAUUGCAACAGUCCGUGGUUGUGUUCAAACAAGAUUAAUAAGAAACAGAUUUCUGAUGAUCUGUCGCAGUGUAGGCAUAAUUCAGAGAAGGUGGAGAGAAACUAUUGAAACAAGGAAAACUCAUCAAGAAUUCAUAAAGAUCAGGUCAGCUGCUGUUAAAAUCCAGGCUGUUUGGAGAGGAUACAGCACAAGGAAACGGCAUGAUAAGGAACAGAAAGCUGCCUGUCUAAUCCAGGCACUAUACAGGGGAUUUGUACAGCGGAAAAAUUUUCAACAACGACAAAGUGCUGCACUGACCUUGCAGAAGUAUGUGCGUGCAUGGCAGACAGGAAAAACUGAACGUUUGAAAUUUGAGAGAAUGAAGAACGCUAGUGUCUCUCUCCAAGCAUGCUGUCGUGGCUGGCUGGUCAGAAAAAGGAUUUCUGAGGAGACACAAGCCAAACAAAGACUACGCUUCACAGCAGCUGCUUAUCACCAUGUGUGUGCUAUGAAGAUUCAAAGAACGUUCAGAGCUUAUUUGGCACUGAAACAUGGAAGGCAGCAAAUGCAUUCUGUGAUUUGCAUACAGAGGUGGAUAACAUCUAAAUUACAGCGCAGAAAAUACCUAAAAGACCGAGAAAAAAUCAUAAAGGUUCAGCGAGUUUCGAGAGCUUGGUUAAAUCGCCGCUUCAAGGCUGCCUCGGUUAUUCAGCGAGCCGUGCAAAAAUACCUGUGCAGGAGACGACAGCAGAGGGUACAGCAUGGGGUUGUCAAGAUUCAGGCACUGUGGAGAGGAUUUUGUUCACGAAAGAGAGAUGCCCCAAAAGUGGUAGCAAUAAGGCGCCGUGUUGAAAAGGCCAACAAAGAAAGCAAAGAAGAAAACAAGCUUGGUAACAAAACUGCCACUGCUAUUGACUAUCUUCUGAGAUACAAGGAUCUGUCCUACAUUAUUGCAGCUCUGAAACAUUUAGAGGCAGCAACCAGACUUUCAUCUGUGUGUUGUGAAAACCUUGCUGAGAGUGGAGCCAUUUCAACGAUAUUCAUUUUAAUCCGAAGCUGCAAUCGUAGUGUACCUUGCAUGGAAGUAAUUGCAUACGCAAUUCAAGUCCUUCUGAAUCUGUCAAAGUAUGAAAAAACCACUGGUGCAGUGUAUGAAGUGGAACAUUCCAUUGACACACUGCUAGACCUGUUGCAAAUCUAUAGAGAAAAAGCCGGGGAUAAAGUUGCAGACAAAGGAGGAAGCAUUUUUACAAAGACCUGUUUCUUAUUAACCAUUUUGCUGCAAGAUGAAAGGAAAGCUUUGGAUGUUCGCAAGCUGCCAAAAGCAGAAGAUCGCAUUCGCAGCAUUUACAAGCUCACAGCCCGAAAACACAAGAUGGAUGCAAAACUAACAAUAACAAGACAGAAGAUGAAUAUGUCCCUUAAUGGUAGCUUCUUUGCCCAAGCAACUCCUGUAAAAACAAGACUAGUACCAAAAAUCGCACCAGAUUGGGUCUUAAGAAAAGAGCGCAUGAGAGAGAUGGUGGAUCCUCUCCGGGCCAUUCAGAUGGUUGUUGAUGCAUUUGCUAUUUACCCUGUAACACUCUAAAAAUAAAAUCUUUUAUACUGUCAUGAAUAAUUAGAUUAGCUUACUAGUCAGCAGUGUUGAAUGGUGUGCAUUGUUGCAAGCGUUGAACUAAAAUAAAGGUAGAGAAGUUUUUAAUAACAACCCAUUGUAAAUCUUAAUGUUUUUCUGUAAUUUUACAGAUUCAUACUUGGUAAAAAAAAAAUGUAAAUACUUUUUCAAAAAUAAAUUUUAACUUUCUGUUAACUGUCAUUUUAUUUUACAAAGCAUUGGACACAACUUGAUAGAAUGAUUUAUACAAAGUCUAAUACAUAUUGCAUUUAGUUUCACAGACUGCCUAUGGCCAUUUUCACCAAGAUUAGUGCUAGUUGGUGUCUGAAAUCACUGGAUUAUUGUGGAGGGGCACACUCCUAGCACAAGUCCUCAUUCUUUUUACCGUCUAGAGAUUGGUCAGGUUUUAUGACUGUAGAUCUUUUAUAUUGUAGAAGCCAAUCCGAAUAAACUUAGCUGUUUACAUGAAACUUGUCGUGUUUUGGAGGUAUAAAUGUAAUGACAUAUUACAUUGUGGUGAAGCAUUGAUAUUUUAUUAGUCUUUUGUAAGCAUUUUUUCCCCCCACAUGUUUUCUAGUUAUUUGUUUAGUACUGUGUUCUUAAAGUUGAAAAACAAAAUGGCAUAAGUAAAGCGAAGGUCCCUGGUCACAGGCCAAGUAAAAAGCCACUCUUAGGAAAAUGUCACAAGGAAAAUCGCUUAAAGUUUGCAAAACGGCAUUUGAAUGAUGGAUAUGAGUUCUGGUCAAAUCAAGCUAUGUGGUCAUGCUGAUAGUCGUUACGUUUGGAGAA